AUGCUUAGGUCUCUGAUUCGGACACGAUCACAGGCAUCAUCUUCAGUCGUCACGAUGUCUUCAAUUACUCAGAGAGGAAACAAAAGGCUUUUGUCUGAAACUGCUGGUUCACAUUCAAGAGACAAGAAGAUAUUGGUUUUGGGAGGAAAUGGUUAUGUGGGGUCACACAUAUGUAAGGAGGCACUUAGACAAGGUUUCGCCGUAUCUAGUCUUAGCAGGUCUGGAAGAUCUUCUCUGCAUGAUUCAUGGGUUGAAGAUGUAACCUGGCAUCAAGGUGAUUUGCUCUCACCUGAUUCUCUGAAGCCUGCACUAGAAGGAGUUACAUCUGUGAUUUCAUGCGUUGGUGGUUUCGGUUCCAACUCACACAUGGUCAAGAUCAACGGAACUGCAAACAUUAAUGCCGUUAAAGCUGCAGCAGAACAAGGUGUGGAGAGAUUUGUGUAUAUAUCAGCUGCGGAUUUUGGUGUCAUAAAUUACUUGAUUCGAGGUUAUUUCCAAGGCAAGAGAGAAACUGAAGCUGAGGUUUUGGAUAAAUUCGGAAACAGAGGAUCGGUUCUAAGACCAGGAUUCAUACACGGGACUCGUCAGGUCGGUAGCAUAAAGCUGCCUCUUAGUCUCAUUGGAGCUCCUCUCGAAAUGGUUUUGAAGCUGUUCCCGAAAGAAGUGACGAAAAUUCUUGUGAUCGGACCGCUUCUAAUACCACCGGUCAAUGUUAAAUCCGUUGCAGCAACUGCGGUUAAAGCUGCGGUCGAUCAGGAUUUCGCUUCUGGAGUCAUCGAUGUGUACCAGAUUCUUCAACAAGGCCACUGA
Molecule: messenger RNA, 810 nt
Organism: Microthlaspi erraticum
Lineage: Eukaryota; Viridiplantae; Streptophyta; Magnoliopsida; Brassicales; Brassicaceae
Source: the annotation of a GenBank genome assembly